CAAACGACACACUAGCUAACCUCUGUCCAUAACACACUCACCGGAAAUUUGGGAUUUGGGAGCUUCUCGAUUUUUUACUUUUACAAGAAACACUUACCUGACUGUACAAUCACGGGUUUUUUGUUUGUUUGUUCAUGUUUUAGUCUGCUAACCUAGCUGACGUUAACGGUGAGCUCGGUUGUUGACAUGGUCAACGUCAGUAUAGAGAAGACAAACGUAUGACUGACAGCUCAACGGUCAUCCCAAACAACCAAUCCGUUAAUAAACGUCCACUUUAUGAGGGUAUUCACCUGAAGUUACACUGCUCCUCCUGCUGCUCCUAAGAUGAGGAGGCUGACCAAGAAGAAGGCUCUAACUCUGGUGAAGGAGUUGGACGCCUUCCCCAAAGUUCCCGAGAGCUACGUGGAGUCCACAGCCAGCGGUGGGACAGUGUCUCUGAUAGCCUUCACUCUCAUGGCUGUACUUGCCUUCCUGGAGUUCUUUGUGUACAGAAACACAUGGAUGAGGUAUGAGUAUGAGGUGGACAAAGACUUCAGCAGUAAACUCAAGAUAAAUGUUGACAUUACAGUUGCCAUGAGAUGCCAAUAUAUAGGUGCAGAUGUCCUGGAUCUGGCAGAAACCAUGGUGGCCUCUGAUGGCUUAAAAUAUGAACCAGUCAACUUUGAACUCUCCCCACAGCAAAGAUUAUGGCAAAUGACUCUUCUGCACAUUCAGGAGCGUCUGAGAAUGGAGCACUCUCUUCAGGAUGUGCUCUUCAAGACUGCAAUAAAAGGAGCUCUUCCUGCUCAGCCUCAAAGUGAGGACAGCUCCACUUCCCUCAGUGCCUGCAGGAUACAUGGACAUCUGUAUGUUAACAAGGUGGCAGGAAAUUUCCACAUUACUGUUGGCAAGUCCAUCCCACAUCCCAGAGGCCACGCCCAUCUAGCUGCUCUAGUCAGCCAUGACACUUAUAACUUUUCUCACCGAAUUGACCACCUGUCCUUUGGAGAAGAGAUCCCUGGGAUUAUCAACCCACUGGAUGGGACAGAGAAAGUCACUGCUGAUUCUAACCACAUGUUUCAGUACUUUGUCACCAUCGUGCCAACCAAGCUGAAUACCUACCAGGUCUCUGCUGACACACAUCAGUAUUCAGUCACUGAGCGGGAACGAGUGAUAAACCAUGCUGCAGGCAGCCAUGGAGUCUCUGGGAUCUUUAUGAAGUAUGAUAUCAGUUCACUAAUGGUCAAAGUCACUGAGCAGCACAUGCCCCUCUGGCAGUUUCUUGUCAGACUCUGUGGCAUCAUCGGAGGCAUUUUCUCUACCACAGGUAUGCUCCAUAGUAUGGUUGGCUUCUUGGUGGAUGUAGUUUGCUGUCGUUUCCAAAUGGGAAUCUACAGACAUCUUAAGGAGGCUCCUCUGGAUGUGCAGGAAAACAGUGAAACCUCAGUUCCUCCAGAAAAUUACUCUCAACAAUGAGACAUCAGCAGCAGCUCAGCUGCAGCCGACUGACAGCUCACCAUCUUAGCCUAACCCACCAGUCAGCAGUGAGAUGCUGGGAAAAUGUUUACAAGUUGUUUUUAAUAGAAAAUGUGUCCCUGCUUUGCUCAGAAAUGUGUAAAUAUUUUUUAUCUUUUAAAAAAAUCUUUAUUGGGUGGGUGAUUCUGACAUAACUGUUCAUCCACCUUGGAAGGAUUGUAAUCAAUACCUCCACUAAUUUUUUGUGACUUUCGCUGGAAGGCCACACCAGACUGAACAGCAUAAAUUAUUUACAUCCUUAUUGUAGGUCUGACUUCAUUAAAUGGACGGUACCUGGUAUUAAAUUUCUCAUUAUACCCACUUGGGGAUUUUCAUUUAUCCUGACCUUUUCUCUGGGUUACAUUUUUGUUUAUACACUUGAUUGACGGAUUAGGAUUGACCUGUGAAAAAGCAGGACAUUUUUCAGACUCCUUCAUGCAGUUUGGUGACCUCAGAAAGCGCCCAGUAUAGCUCUGCUCAACUUCAAGCUGACGAGUUCUAAUCAGCUGCAAUAAAGGAAAAACCUGUGUGGGUGUGCAGGGCCAUUAAAGGGGAAUUGAGUGAAAAGACUAAGAGUUCUAAAAUUGUUCCACAAGUGUGCCUGUGUUGUACUCACUGUGGCAACUAGAGAGACUGAUUUGUUAAAUAAAAUCAACUUUCAACAUG
Molecule: messenger RNA, 2160 nt
Organism: Seriola dumerili (greater amberjack)
Lineage: Eukaryota; Metazoa; Chordata; Actinopteri; Carangiformes; Carangidae
Gene: ergic2
Product: endoplasmic reticulum-Golgi intermediate compartment protein 2-like
Exons: 13
Coding region: 325-1455 (376 amino acids)
Biological process (GO): endoplasmic reticulum to Golgi vesicle-mediated transport; retrograde vesicle-mediated transport, Golgi to endoplasmic reticulum
Cellular component (GO): endoplasmic reticulum; membrane; COPII-coated ER to Golgi transport vesicle
Source: RefSeq, a predicted model, not a curated record